CUCCACCUCAUAGAAGCUUCGCAGAAGCUCUUGAUUUCUCGAAGUGCGCCUCUGCAACCAACACUGGAGUCCGCGGGGCCGCGCUGGGCACUAGCACGUCGCCGAUAAGCGCAGAGGAGAGCUGAUUGCUGCUCUUCCAGAUCAAUCGCUCCUUUUGACCAAAUCCAAUUGUAGCUUGCUAAGGUCAUUGAAGGGUAUAAGAAGAGCUUCUCGAGCAAGAGGUCGUCGCGUCAAUUCCUCAUCUCCCAAUUCCUUUCCUCUAUAUUACACCAGCUUCUCUAGAAGCGCAAUGUCGAAAGAACAGACUGCUGCCAUCGUGCCCUCGAUCGGCGCACCCGUCGAGCUGCGCCAGGUGCCCAUCCCUACACCAGGCGCGCACGAGAUCCUCGUCCGCAACGUCGCCAUUGCCGUGAAUCCCGUCGACUGGAAGCUGCAAGCGUAUGGCCUUUGGCUCAAAAACUUUCCCACUGUACUCGGAAGCGACGUGGCGGGCGUCAUCGAAUCCGUCGGGCCUGAAGUAACCAACUUCAAGGCCGGCGACAGGGUCACGGGCUAUUCGGGCGUCAUCUACACCGACCAUCUCGAGGACGGGGCGUUCCAGCAGUACACGAUCCUGCGCGACAUUGCUGCGGCCAAGCUGCCACAGGACUACGACUUCCGCAAGGCGGCCACGUUCCCCAUGACGCUUGCCACAGCUGCCCAUGCACUGCACGGCAAAGAUACCUUGGACCUACCCCUCGACUUCAAGGCGGCAACCGGAGAAGCAUUCCUCGUCUAUGGCGCCUCGUCGGCCGUGGGCAACACGACCAUCCAGGUGGCCCGCAACCUGGGCUUCACUGUCAUUGCCGUCGCCUCGGCGUCGCACGAGGCCCAUCUCAAGUCCCUGGGCGCGGCCCACUUUCUCGACCGCAACGACCCUGCAGUGGGCGAGGCCCUCGACAAGAUCUUGAGCACCCACAAGCUCUACCUGGCCUACGCCAUCGACACCAUUACCGGCGGCGACUCGUUUGACCUUGCCGCAGCGCUCCUCUCCCGUGCGCCUUCGGUCCAAAAGGUCGCUGGCGGAAAGAAGAAGCUCGCCCUCGUACUCCCCUUGCCCGAGGGCAAGCAGGUGCCAGACAAUGUCGAGGUCGUCAUCAUCUCCGCCUAUUCCUGCUUCAAUGCCCAGCCUGACAUCGGCAAAUACAUCUUCAACACCUACCUGCCUGAGUCUCUCGAAAAGGGCACCCUGGUCGCUUCGCCCCCGAUCAAGAUCAUCGAAGGUGGCCUGGCCUCGACGCAGCAGGCCUGGGACAUAAGCAAGAAGGGCGUCAGCGGCCAGAAGCUCGUCAUUGAAGUCUAAGACUCGCCCUCGUCAUUCCAUCUGUCUUAAUCAUCUAUUUUAUCUAGUGCUAAUAUGGAGUCCGAAAUAGGUUCUUCUUUGGACAAGUGCUGUGCUGGAUGUUGAUUGU
This is a messenger RNA of Acaromyces ingoldii, 1451 nucleotides long. RefSeq names its product GroES-like protein. The coding region runs from base 290 to 1342 and encodes 350 amino acids. The transcript has a single exon. Gene Ontology annotation, molecular function: oxidoreductase activity, acting on NAD(P)H. NCBI's taxonomy places the organism in Eukaryota, Fungi, Basidiomycota, Exobasidiomycetes, Exobasidiales, Cryptobasidiaceae. The record is from RefSeq and is a predicted model, not a curated record.